Molecule: messenger RNA, 996 nt
Organism: Galeopterus variegatus (Sunda flying lemur)
Lineage: Eukaryota; Metazoa; Chordata; Mammalia; Dermoptera; Cynocephalidae
Gene: STMP1
Product: chromosome unknown open reading frame, human C7orf73
Exons: 3
Coding region: 65-208 (47 amino acids)
Source: RefSeq, a predicted model, not a curated record
GGGGAGCCAGGCUCCGACUGCCCGCGGAGCCUCAACCGCUUUUCGUGCCCUCUUCGCCGACGCCAUGCUCCAGUUCCUGCUUGGAUUUACUUUGGGCAACGUGGUUGGAAUGUAUCUGGCUCAGAACUAUGACAUACCAAACCUGGCUAAAAAAUUUGAAGAAAUUAAAAAGGACUUGGAUGCCAAGAAGAAACCCCCUAGUUCAUGAGGUCGACUCCAGCACUGCCUUCUGGAUACACUGAUUCUACUACUUUUGAGGGCCUCCUUUACCAUCUGAACGUUUUCAUCUCCAGCCUCAGCAGUUUUCUUCUUUGCUAGACCCUGUGUUGCCUUAGAGCACAAAUGGGGCCACGAGUUCCCAACUACCCUUACUUUUGCAACAUCUUCACCUCUUCCCGUGUCCUCCGUCCAGCUGCUUGGGAGGCUCUAAGACUGGAAUUAUGGUGCUAGAUUAGUAAAUAUGACCUUUAAUUAGUAGUCUCUCCCUUAUUCUUUGGAAUUUCUACUACCUUUUGUCAAAGAAGGGUCGAGUUUUGUGUAGCUGAUCAGAUACAAAUAAUGCUAAUUACACAGUGUAGCAAUUGGGUGCUUGUUAAACAUUUGCUACUAAAUUAUGUUGUUUCAAAGUAAUUAAAUUAUCCAGAAGCCAGUUUCUGGUGAAUUACCCAUUUAUUUUAUACUGUUGUCAGGCAGUUCCAUAGUUGUUAAUUUAACCAAUAAAUCAAUUUGCUGUUGGUUAACUGAAAAACUAUAUCCUGAGAAUCCUGUCAGGAACUGGAGAAUUAAAAAAUAUGCAAAAUAAUGGACUUUGCCCCAGUAGAGUUCAUAGUCUAUUUAGUAUGCAUGUUUUUCCUUAAUGAUGUAUUUGAUCUCCUUUCUCUCAAAAGAAUCUUACUUGGGAUUACAGGUACAUUUGACAUUACAUGGUAAGUGAGAAGUUGUCUGUAAACGAAAGUUGAUGCCUUUUCACAUUUAAAAAAUUUAUUUACGUUACAA